GCAACGGUCUCUGCACAGUGCCACUUGGGGCUCGUUCAAACAGGCUCCUCAACCGAGCACCAGUAGGCUAUACCAGAUAUCAACACUUACCACAGUGUAGUAGAGGGUAUGGUACCUUCAAAACGCAACCAGUUUAUAAGGAACUUAGGUAUUUGGGAGAAUUGCACAGAUUCCUUCGAUAUACAUGUUCUCUAGUUCGGAGAUAACAUCCGUGAAUUUGUUUACUGGAGAAUUACCCUUCUUCCGUGAUUUCAAGACAAAUGAGAACGUGGAUAGUAAAGGGUAGUUGGAAAACUGUAUCGUCCGAAACCGAACUGGGCAACUUGACAUGAUAGUUUAGCAGUCGUGCGGAAAGGAGCAUGCAACCAACAGUUUUGAAGGCAGCCGGGAAAGAAGGUUUACGCCGUGCAUUGCACAAGAAAAUGUUGUCGUUGUUCUUGUUGGUGUCGUUUGGCGCUUACAAGGUUCAGAGCGUUGAUGAAGUUAUAGUGAUUGGUGCCGGAGCGUCCGGACUGGCCGCUGCCAGAGCACUGACCGACGCUGGACAGUACAAAGUGACCGUCUUGGAAGCCAGACCCAAUCGAUACGGGGGAAGAAUAUGGACAAACGCAGAAAAUUUUCAAAACACCACAGGUCCGGAAGUUGACAUGGGAGCUAGCUACAUUCAUCAUCCAGACGAUACGAAUUCUGUUGUCAAACUUCACAGAAAAUUUAACCUACCGAUGCUGGAAAUGAAUGCAAACGGAUUAAUUGUAGUACGAGAAAGGGAUUCUAGGCCAUACACACAGACCAGGAUAGAUGCAGCUGGAAUGAAGGUCGAUAAGGCUUUCGAAGAUGUUGCAGUCCUCUCGUCAAAACUGAAGAAAGACAUUUCCAUAUACGCAGCUCUGAGACAACUGAAUCAGUCCCAGUUAAUUGACGAUCCUCUCUCGCAAACAUUUGUGGCUGUUGAAGAGUUUAACUACGGAACUGCCAUAAACAAUGUUAGCACCAAGUAUAUAAAUGCAGGGUACGCGGAUGUUCCAAAUGACUCUGAAAAAAUACCAGCGCUUGGUUACAGCAAGAUGUUAGACAGGAUCGUCCAGAAUUCUCCAGCUGACACUCCUCUAAAUAUCAUCUUAGGCCAGGAAGUAACCAAAGUGAAUGUUCAAGAAGACAAACGCGUGGUCAUUAAAUGCAGAAACAAUGAAACAUACAAGGCGGACGUUGUAAUCGUGACAUUACCAUUGGGGGUUUUGAAAGCGAAUGGCGUCAAAUUCACACCGGAUUUAUCGACAAAAAAGCGGAAGGCAAUAAAGAGAGUUGGAUUUGGUACGGUAAACAAAGUUGUGUUAGAAUUUAACAAACGGUUUUGGCCAGAAGACAAGCAGCACUUAACUGUAGCGGUGCGAGAUAUUGAUGACCGAGGAAAGCUUUGCAUUAUGUCGAGUUUUCACGCCAUUGCAAACAAGCCUGUGGUAGUGGCAUACGCUGUCAGCCAUUUUGGGGAGCAGAGCGAGAAAAUGAGUAACAACCAGCUUAAAACCAUAGCUCUAAGUCGUCUGCGCACUGCUUUUGGUACAGCCUUAGACCCAGUAAGUGUUGUGAAAAUGUCUCGCACGAGGUGGAAGAAAGAUCGGUUUUCCAGAGGAUCAUAUUCGUUCCCAGCUGUAGGAAUAAAGAAGGGAGACUGGGACAUUCUCGGGGAAGCCGAACCACCAUUGUUCUUCGCUGGCGAGCACACACGAACCAAACAGUAUGGCACCGUCCAGACGGCUAUAGACACAGGCAGAAAAGCUGCGAAAGAAGUAGAAUCAUACUUAAACUCAGCUAAUACUGCCCCAGUGAACGUGUUAUCUAGUUUUGUAAUUUUAUUCUCUCUAUUUCUGUCUGUCUUCCAUAUCAGGCUAUAAAUUAUUUCUAUAAAUCCGGUUUAAUGUGGCCCCUGCAUAUGUAUUAAUUCUGUUGUAAGCGAGAUAUAUUCUCAGAUAUACUAAUCUCUGGCAUUUAUAUCAGAUUUUGUAGUCGAUGUUGUUGUAUAAUAUUGAGAGUCAAAUUUCAUACAUUACAAAAAUGAUAAUGUAACAGCGAUGUAAAGCACAACUCUACAGGUACUGAACAUUGUAUUAUCUGCAUUAGGCAGAUCAGUCAUGUCUACACCAUGCAUCAUCGUUAAGCAGUGUUUGCACGGUGUAUAUGCCUAUUUUUAAAGAUGUAGAAAUAUAAAACA
Molecule: messenger RNA, 2209 nt
Organism: Liolophura sinensis
Lineage: Eukaryota; Metazoa; Mollusca; Polyplacophora; Chitonida; Chitonidae
Exons: 8
Coding region: 360-1892 (510 amino acids)
Molecular function (GO): oxidoreductase activity
Source: RefSeq, a predicted model, not a curated record